Messenger RNA from Arabidopsis thaliana (thale cress), 1540 nucleotides. It is a transcript of the gene NAC089, whose product is annotated as NAC domain containing protein 89. NCBI's taxonomy places the organism in Eukaryota, Viridiplantae, Streptophyta, Magnoliopsida, Brassicales, Brassicaceae. Gene Ontology annotation, cellular component: cytoplasm; nucleus. The record is from RefSeq and is marked reviewed. Gene Ontology annotation, molecular function: DNA binding. The transcript is spliced from 3 exons. Gene Ontology annotation, biological process: regulation of DNA-templated transcription. The coding region runs from base 647 to 1372 and encodes 241 amino acids.
GUGAAGUGUUCCAAUAACAAUUCAAAAGCUCCCUGAGCAAGUGAGAAGAGACCACACUGAGAAGAAAAAUCCUUCAGGUUAUCGAAAAUUCCCGGAUUUUACUCUUUGGGCGGUGGCCGAUUUCUUACGCGCUCUUUUUGUGGCGACUGUUGUAUACGCGCGAGCCUUCAUGGACACGAAGGCGGUUGGAGUUUCUAAGGAUACGGCGGCGUCGAUGGAAGCGUCGACGGUGUUUCCUGGGUUUAAAUUCUCGCCGACGGAUGUGGAGUUGAUUUCGUAUUACCUGAAGCGGAAGAUGGAUGGCUUGGAGAGGUCCGUUGAGGUUAUACCGGACCUUGAGAUUUACAAUUUCGAGCCUUGGGAUUUACCCGGUUUGUCUUCGAAUUCGAACCAAUUGAUUCUUUUGUGUCUUUCUUCUACUUGGAAUUUGAUUUUGUUGUUCUUCAGGCUUCAGGAGAGAUCUCUAUUUUGGGUGCCUAAGAUAUAAAGUUUCUAUUUUUUGGCUCUUGGAUUGGAAUUGACAAUUUUUUUUGUGUGUUUGUUCUUUGCAGAUAAGUCGAUUGUGAAAUCUGAUAGCGAGUGGUUCUUCUUCUGUGCGCGUGGGAAAAAGUAUCCACAUGGUUCACAGAACAGGAGAGCAACGAAGAUGGGAUACUGGAAAGCAACUGGGAAAGAGCGUGAUGUGAAGUCUGGUUCUGAGGUCAUUGGAACAAAGAGGACGCUUGUUUUCCAUAUUGGUCGUGCACCAAAAGGCGAAAGAACUGACUGGAUUAUGCACGAGUACUGCGUGAAAGGAGUAUCUCUGGAUGAUGCUAUGGUUGUUUGCCGGGUUAGGAGGAACAAAGAAUACAAUAGUGGUACAAGUCAGAAGGCACCAAAGCCAAAUUCAUCAGCCGAGAAGCAUGCGAAAGUCCAAAAUGGCGCUACGAGUUCAGGGAGCCCGUCUGAUUGGGACAACUUGGUUGAUUUUUACCUAGCAGGUGAAUCAGGGGAGAAACUACUCGCUGAGAUGGCAGAGUCAUCAGAAAAUCUACAGGUGGAUAAUGACGAGGAUUUCUUUGCGGAUAUCCUAAGAGACGAAAUCAUCAAUCUCGAUGAAGCGGUGAUGACAGGGAACACACCAAACGAAGUGCCAACACUAGAAUCAGCAUCAAUGGAGAUAAGGGUACUUCCUUUACCAAACAUGAUAGACAAACAAAUGUCAUCACUGUUAGAGGAAAGACCAUCACAGAAGAAGAAAGGAAAAGACGCCACGGAAUCAUUGUCGAGCUGCUUCGUGGGUUUAUACUCGAUCAAAUCAGUGAACAAGGCACGAUGGGAUGUUAUUAUAGGUGUAGUGGCUCUGAUAGCAAUGUUGUUUUAUCUAGAAUAAGAGGCUUAUGGAAGUAGCGAAAAACAGUGUCCUAGCUAUGUUUGUAUCAUCUUUUCUCGGACAUUGACAAGGAUUAUAUGAUGUUUUUGUGUAAACGGUUUAUGUUUUACACUUCUACUUCAAAUCUGUGCAACCAAAUCAAAACCUGAAAUAUCAAGCACAGAAGAA